UUGCUGUUUCGUUGAAAUCUUUCGAUAAAAGUCGUCUACCGCACACACUGCCUUGCGUACAAAAGCCAAACCACCACUCCACCACUCCACCACCUCGCUUGCCCUUGCCUCAUCUUGCUUGCUUCCUUCCUGCUGAACGAUGGCCUCCACGGUUUCUCGCACUGCCGGCGCCACUGCUCGCCGCUUCCUCGGCACCGCAGCGCCCGCUGCCGCUGCCAAGGAUGUCCAGGUGACCAAGCUGGCCAACGGCGUCACUGUCGUGUCCCAGGAGCCCGAUGCCAAUGUCACCACCAUCUCCGUCACUGUCGGUGCUGGCACUCAGAACGAGACCUUCCAGACCUCCGGCGUCACCCACUACCUCCGCAACCUCGCCUUCCAGUCGACUGCCUCCCGCUCUGCCCUGCGCAUCACCCGCGAGGCCGAGGCCAACGGCUCCCGCUACACUGCGGAGUCUGGCCGCGACUUCAUCUCCUACAACGCCUACACCCUUCCUCAGAGCGCAGAGCACGCCGCAGAUGUCCUCACAGAGGUCGUCGGUGCGCCCAACCUGCACGACUGGGAGGUCCCCAAGCAGAACGCCCGUGUCGCCCGCGACCUUGAGCUUGCCGCCGAAACACAGGAACUCGUUCUUCUUGACGAUGCCCACCGCGUUGCCUUCCGCAACACUCCUCUCGGCCGCCCCGUCCUCUGCCCCGCCUCCCGCGUUGGCCGUGUGAGUGGCGCCGAUGUGCGCGCCUUCCGGGACCAGUUUUUCUCGUCUGACCGCAUUGUUGUUGCUGCGGCGGGCAUUUCGCACGAUGCGCUGGUGCAGGCUGCCGAGCAGAACCUCGCCAACAUGGGGCCCAAGAAGGCCGCCCUCCCGGCCUCACAGUACUUUGGCGGCGAGAGCGUGACGCCUGCGGACAUUCCUGUUGCGCACGUUGCGCUUGGUUUCCGCGGCGCAUCUGUGCAGAGCAACGACCUUGUUGCUGCCCUUGUCAUCCGCAACCUCUUUGGCGGCGACGGCAGCAGCGUCAAGUGGUCCACGGACGCCUCCGCUUCCAAGGUUGGUGCCGCUGUUGGCGGGGCUGCGAGCGGCCCGUUCAAGGUGUCUGGCUUUGCUGCUGCGUACGAGACGGACGGCCUCGUUGGCGUGCACAUGGCCGUGCAGAGCGCCGACGUCAACGCCUGCGUCACCAACGCCGCCGCCGCCGUGAAGGAAAUUGUUGCCGGCAACAUCAGCGAGGAGGACUUUGCCCGCGCCAAGGCCCACACCCGCCGCCAGCUCAUCCCAGACACGCACGCCGACGCCACCACCGCGCUCGCCGCACAACACCUGUACAACGCGGCCUCUGUUGACGAGCAGCUCGCCAAGCUGCAGUCGCUCACGCUGGCCGAUGUGAAGAAGGUUGCGCAGGCCCUUGGCGGCAGCCGCCCGUUUGUUGCUGCCCGCGGCCCCAUUGACAACCUCCCAUACCUCGACACCCUCGGCUUCUAACCUUCCCUCCCCCACCCCCUCCUCUCUCUUUCUCUCUCACCUCCCCAUUCAUCCACCUGUCCCGUCCAUUGCUCUACUUUACCCGUGAACAUGUAACAACGUGGUGCUGUGAGUGCGACAGGGUUUUGUGCGUUUGCUCGUUGUUGUAUCCAGGCCUGCUGUCGAGUGGCUGUUUGUUGUUGUGAUUGUGAUUGUGUGUGUGCUUGUGCUUGUGGUGUGUGCUUGUGCUUGUGCUUGUGGUGUGUGCUUGUGCUUGUGGUGUGGUUUGGUUUUAUCCUGUUUCAAGCCAAUGAACAAGUCGCUCUGCUG
Molecule: messenger RNA, 1786 nt
Organism: Salpingoeca rosetta
Lineage: Eukaryota; Choanoflagellata; Craspedida; Salpingoecidae
Exons: 10
Coding region: 140-1477 (445 amino acids)
Cellular component (GO): mitochondrion
Molecular function (GO): metal ion binding
Source: RefSeq, a predicted model, not a curated record